Molossus molossus (Pallas's mastiff bat) is the source of this 6156-nucleotide messenger RNA. It is a transcript of the gene ZC3H4, whose product is annotated as zinc finger CCCH-type containing 4. Gene Ontology annotation, biological process: negative regulation of DNA-templated transcription. The transcript has 14 exons. Gene Ontology annotation, cellular component: nucleus. The coding region runs from base 40 to 4011 and encodes 1323 amino acids. The record is from RefSeq and is a predicted model, not a curated record. Gene Ontology annotation, molecular function: RNA binding; metal ion binding. Lineage: Eukaryota; Metazoa; Chordata; Mammalia; Chiroptera; Molossidae.
GGGGGAGGAAGAGGAGGAGGAGGAAGGGGGGCGGCCGCCAUGUUGGGCCGGGCCGCGGAGGAGGAGGAGGAGGAGGAGGAAGGGCGGGGUCGGUGGGUGUCUCUCGCUCGCUCGCUCUUUCUCGCUUGCUUUCUCUUCUGGCCUCAUGCGUUUCCCCCCCCUCGCGGCGUUCGCCCGCUCUCCCUCGCUCUCGCUCUGUCUUUUUUGGGCGCCAUGCUGAGGGGAAGGGAAGAUGGUGAGUUGGAAGAAGGUGAACUGGAGGAUGACGGGGUAGAGGAGACUCAGGAUACCUCCGGAGGGCCUGAGAGGAGCCGAAAAGAAAAGGGGGAGAAGCACCACAGUGAUUCAGACGAGGAGAAGUCUCACAGGAGACUGAAGCGAAAGCGGAAGAAAGAGAGGGAGAAAGAGAAGAGGAGAUCAAAGAAGAGGAGAAAAUCUAAGCACAAGCGCCAUGCAUCUUCCAGUGAUGACUUCUCUGACUUCUCCGAUGACUCGGAUUUCAGCCCUAGUGAGAAGGGGCACCGCAAGUACAGAGAGUACAGCCCUCCAUACACGCUGUCCCACCAACAGUACCCCCCAUCGCACAGCACAUCCCUGCCCAAGAAGUCCUACUCCAAGAUGGACAGCAAAGGCUAUGGCAUGUAUGAAGACUAUGAGAAUGACCAGUACGGGGAGUAUGAAGGCGACGAGGAAGAGGAAAUGGGCAAAGAGGACUACGAUGACUUCACCAAAGAGCUGAACCAGUAUCGGCGUGCCAAGGAGGGCAGCAGCCGGGGCCGAGGCGCUCACUUUCUGAAUCACCGUGCAGGCAGCCGAGGCCGUGGCAGGGGCUACCGGGGCCGAGGAAGCCGUGGAGGGUCUCGAGGCCGAGGCAUGGGCCGGGGCAGCCGAGGCAGGGGCAGAGGCUCCAUGGGAGACCACCCAGAGGACGAAGAUGACUUUUAUGAGGAUGAGAUGGAUUAUGGAGAAAGUGAGGAACCAAUGGGAGAUGAGGAUUAUGACGACUAUUCCAAGGAGCUGAACCAGUACCGCAGGUCCAAGGAUGGCCGAGGACGAGGGUUAAAUCGAGGCCGUGGCCGGGGUUCCCGAGGUCGAGGCAAAGGGAUGGGCCGGGGCCGAGGUCGAGGUGGCAGCCGAGGAGGGAUGAACAAGGGCGGAAUGAACGAUGAUGAAGACUUCUAUGACGAUGACAUGGGCGAUGGCGGAGGCUACCGGAGGAAUGACCAUGACAAGCCCCACCAGCAGUCCGACAAGAAAGGCAAAGUCAUCUGCAAAUACUUCGUGGAGGGGCGGUGCACAUGGGGAGACCACUGUAAUUUUAGCCAUGAUAUCGAGCUACCAAAGAAGCGAGAACUAUGCAAGUUUUACAUCACCGGAUUUUGUGCCAGGGCUGAGAACUGCCCCUACAUGCAUGGUGAUUUUCCGUGUAAGUUAUAUCACACGACUGGAAACUGCAUCAAUGGUGAUGACUGCAUGUUCUCCCACGACCCUCUGACCGAGGAGACUAGAGAGCUCUUGGAUAAGAUGCUGGCUGAUGAUGCAGAAGCAGGUGCCGAGGACGAGAAGGAAGUCGAGGAACUGAAGAAGCAGGGCAUCAACCCCCUGCCCAAACCACCCCCUGGUGUGGGCCUCCUGCCCACCCCUCCUCGGCCCCCUGGCCCCCCUGCCCCAACCUCUCCAAAUGGCAGGCCCAUGCAGGGUGGUCCCCCACCCCCACCUCCACCCCCUCCUCCGCCCCCUGGGCCCCCACAGAUGCCCAUGCCAGUGCAUGAGCCGCUGUCCCCACAGCAGCUGCAGCAGCAGCAGGACAUGUACAACAAGAAGAUCCCCUCCUUGUUUGAGAUCGUGGUGCGGCCCACGGGACAGCUGGCUGAGAAACUGGGUGUGAGGUUCCCUGGACCUGGAGGACCCCCAGGGCCAAUGGGCCCUGGGCCCAAUAUGGGACCCCCGGGCCCAAUGGGUGGUCCGAUGCAUCCUGACAUGCACCCAGACAUGCACCCGGACAUGCACCCCGACAUGCACCCGGACAUGCACCCGGACAUGCACCCCGACAUGCCGAUGGGCCCUGGCAUGAACCCUGGCCCACCCAUGGGACCUGGUGGCCCCCCAAUGAUGCCCUAUGGCCCUGGAGACUCCCCACAUUCUGGAAUGAUGCCCCCCAUCCCACCAGCCCAGAACUUCUAUGAAAACUUUUACCAGCAGCAGGAAGGCAUGGAGAUGGAGCCGGGGCUCAUGGGGGACACAGAGGACUACGGGCACUACGAAGAGCUGCCAGGGGAGCCUGGGGAGCACCUCUUCCCCGAGCACCCUCUGGAGCCCGACAGCUUCUCUGAGGGAGGGCCCGCAGGCCGGCCGAAGCCGGGCGCCGGUGUCCCCGACUUCCUGCCCUCAGCCCAGAGGGCCCUGUACCUGAGGAUCCAGCAGAAGCAGCAGGAGGAGGAGGAGAGAGCGAGGAGGCUGGCUGAGAGCAGCAAGCAGGACCGGGAGAAUGAGGAAGGUGACACUGGAAACUGGUAUUCAAGCGACGAGGACGAGGGUGGAAGCAGCGUCACCUCCAUCCUUAAGACCCUGAGACAGCAGACAUCUAGCCGACCCCAGGCUUCCAUUGGGGAGCUGAGCAGCAGUGGGCUGGGGGAUCCCCGCCUCCAAAAGGGAAACUCCACAGGAGGCCGGUUGGCUGACCCCCGCCUCAGCCGGGACCCCAGACUCACCCGCCACGCUGAGACUUCCAGUGGGUCAGGCCCAGGCGACACGGGGCCCUCUGACCCUCGGCUGGCUCGCUCCCUGCCUGUACCCAAGCCCGAAGGUGGCCUUCAUUCCAGCCCGGCAGGCCCCAGCAGCUCCAAGGGGUCCGGGCCACCCCCUGCAGAAGAGGAGGAAGGGGAGCGGGCCCUGCGGGAGAAGGCUGUGAACAUUCCCCUGGACCCCCUCCCAGGGCACCCGCUGCGGGACCCGCGAUCACAGCUGCAGCAGUUCAGCCACAUCAAGAAGGAUGUGACCCUGAGCAAGCCGAGCUUCGCCCGCACUGUGCUCUGGAACCCCGAGGACCUGAUCCCCCUGCCCAUCCCCAAGCAGGACGUGCCCCCUGUCCCUGCUGCCCUGCAGUCCUUGCCUGCCCUGGACCCCAGGCUGCAUCGGGGCACCACUGCGGGCCCCCCAAACCCUCGACAGCGCCCAGGCAGCUCCACGGACCCUGGCUCGUCUAGCUCCAGCCUGCCCGACUUCGAGCUCCUCUCGCGCAUUCUGAAGACUGUCAAUGCCACUGGCCCUUCCACUGCCCCCAGCCCCAGCGACAAGCCCAGUGACCCCCGGGUGCGGAAGGCCCCCACUGACCCUCGGCUGCAGAAACCAACAGACUCUGCUGCUGCUUCCCGCACUGCCAAGCCUGGCUCUGCCGAAACGCCUCCAGCUGGCAGCCCCAGUGGGGAGUCCUCUCCCCCCGCCACCGCCCCCUAUGACCCUAGAGUGCUGGCAGCUGGUGGGCUGGGCCAGGGCAGUGGGAGUGGGCAGAGCAGUGUGCUGAGUGGCAUCAGCCUCUAUGACCCCAGGACUCCCAACUCCGGUGGUAAAGCCACAGAGCCUGCUGCUGAUGUGGCUGCCCAGCCAAAGGUCCCCGAGGGCAACGGCAAGAGCUCGGCUGCCAAGGCCAAGGAGCCCCCGUUCGUCCGCAAGUCUGCCCUGGAACAGCCUGAAUCGGGGAAGUCGGGUGCGGAUGGGGGCUCAGCCACAGCCACGGACAGAUACAACAGUUACAACCGGCCCCGGCCCAAGGCUGCUGCAGCCCCGGCCACCACCACAGGCACCCCGCCACCAGAGGGCGCUCCACCUCAGCCCGGCGUGCACAACCUGCCCGUGCCCACCCUCUUUGGGACCGUGAAACAGGCGCCUAAGACGGGCUCCGGUAGCCCGUUUGCUGGCAACAGCCCAGCCCGUGAGGGCGAGCAGGACGCAGGGUCCCUGAAAGAUGUUUUUAAAGGCUUUGACCCCACUGCCUCCCCCUUUUGCCAGUAGUGUUAAGCUGGAGUGGAGUUCCCCCUGCACCUCGCCCUUCCUAGGGUGGUAUUUAAGGGCAGCAUCCAGAGUUGGGAACUUGUAGGGAGGGGGACUGGGUGUUCUUUCUUUACUUUUUCCCUCUCUCUUUUUUUUUUCUUUUGCUCGCUCUCUCCCAACUUUUUUUUAGUAGUACUUUCUUUUUAAAACAUAUAAAUUGUAUAUAACCAUCUUCAGUUCUGGUCAGUGUUGCAGGGCUCCCAGGCUUCUGCCAAGAAAACCUACUUGUGCACGUGAACAGUUUGCAAGUCACCAGCUGGCACUCUGCCUGGCUGGCCUGAUUUUCAGGGACUCCUUUAAGACUGGGGGUCCGGUGGUUUUCUGGGCACAGCUUGGCCCCUCCUCCUACCCACCCCCCGCCACCACCCACCUCCCGUAGGACAAAGGGACACAGUCGGUGUUGAGAAGGCACUGAACCCGUGUUGCACGAGGAGGCGAGAUGGAGCCAAGACCGGGACAGGACCCGAUCCGGGGCCAGUGGGAGUGAAAAGGCAUCGCAGAAAGAGGAAAAGAGCCCCGGGGGCCGCCUAGACUGGAAGAAACAGCCCUUUCCUGCCGCCACUCCAUUUAGAGUCACACGUGGAAUCUGGUUCUCCCAUCACCGUCCGUCCAGAGUUCACCCUUGACCCCACACCUCAGGCCCUCUUCAGAAGACUCCAGGGUGAGAUGGACCUGGGGCGGCGGGGCUGGUGUGGGGCAGGUCCCCCAAGCUGCUUCCAGGAAGCAGCACCACAGAUCGAGUGUUUUCUGUCAGUAUUAGCUCCUCCCCUGUCCUGUGAACGGCCACGCCCUUCUCCCCUCAUGCCAGGGGCUGUCCUGGUCCUCAGAAGCCAGAGCGCCCCGUGUGCUAGCCCUCUGGGGACAGCUCAAGGAUCCGUGGUGUGGCCGCUCCACCAGGCUCCUGAUAGAGGAGUCCUGGCUGGGUCUUGGCAAAGUUUCUGCUCUCCCCUUUCUUUGCCCCUCCUUGCACCGUAUCCGUAGGGCCUGUGGUUUCAGUGUGUUUGGUUUCCUUCUAAGCAACAGGUGUACAAGUUUAGAGGCGUGUCAGGUUGUUGGAUUAGUGGGCGCUUCCAUCAGAAGGGCCUAAGGGGAGAGCUGGAGAGUAGCCAUAGCAGGGGGGUGGGGGCUGCUGGGCCCUCUCCAGGAGAAGGACAGGGACCCCUCCCUGCAGGUGGGGAUGUGGGACCGGAAACUAAGUCCUCCUGUUCCCCUCAGCCCGCUGAGCCGGGGAGGGAGCAGAGGAAUCGGCCCCAGCUUCCCCCAGGACCACGGCUCAGGUCCAACCCUGUCCACAGGGCUCCAGACAAGACCCACCCCAUGGACAUGGCCUGGGGAGACUGGGUGAGGCCUGGGGAGCAGGGGGGUCCCUCCCACCGCAUCAGCCACCUCGCUUAAAGCCUCUGCCUCUCCCUUGCUAAUAAUGAGGAAACCUGGUGACCCAGCCAAAGGGUUCCCCUCGCUGCACCUUGGGGUGGGAGGUGAACAAGGCUGGCACGCCAUACCCCUCUCCCCAGAACAAAACAGUGGGGUUUGGGGCCAGAAGCAAGGGCCAGAGAGGCAGCCCCACAGGGUCAGUGCACCGUGAUCAGGUUGGUUUGGUUUGUCCUUGUGUCUUUUUUUUUUUCUUUUUUUAACAUUUGUGAGGUUGUUCUUCAGCCACCAGUGUUGGCCUGAGCAGAGGGCUGCAGCCCGCGGUGUGUGUACAGUAAGAGUGUGGCUGUAGAUUUCUCUUUCUUCUCUGAGGAUUUUCUUUUGUACAAGCAAAUUAAAUACUUUUUUAAAACAAAUUUGUGGAUGAAAUAGAAGCUGGAGCCCUCCUUGAUAUUCAGCCUAAGAACCUCAUGGGACUAUGAAUUUACCCAAAAUUUUCAUUUGCCAUCAGGCCAAGCUUUUAAAGAAAAAUUGUUCUCUAACCAGGAUUGUAACAAAAGUGUAAAUACUAUUUCAGAAAGUUGAUGGUGCAAAUAUGUAUAUAACGUACUGUAUUUUUACAAUGAUCGUCGCAUGCCUCUAUUCCGCCCCCUUUUUGUCCUUUUUGUACUCUGUAUCUGUCUUCCAGAAGCGUCACCUGCCCUUUCUCCUGUGGUCUCUUAAUCCAAUAAUUGU